Messenger RNA from Salvia hispanica, 850 nucleotides. RefSeq lists its product as uncharacterized. Lineage: Eukaryota; Viridiplantae; Streptophyta; Magnoliopsida; Lamiales; Lamiaceae. The record is from RefSeq and is a predicted model, not a curated record.
GAUAUUAUUUUUACUCUCCACUCACACACACACUCUCCCCUCUCACACCCAAAAAUGGAUCCCAAUUUCGCCGCCGGUUUCCGCCACCGCCGCUCCCCCUCCUCCGACCGAUUCCUCUCCGUCUUCUCCCCUCCUUCCCCCGCCGGUGAAUCGUUCGCAUCCGCGGCCGGCGACGAGCUAAGCGAGCUCGACGUCUUCUACACCGCCGAUUUCUCCGACGAGCACCGGAUCAGCACCUCCGAUCGCCGCCAGACGGAGAGGUUCGGCAUCCUCGCCGCGCUGCAGGACGAUCGCCGCGGCGCCGUGGUGCAGAAGCCGGCGCUGUGGUCUCCGUCUCCGGCGUCGAUCUCGCGCGACAUUCCGGCGAUUCCGAAGCGGCGGAUGUCGACGGAGCAGCCGAAGAUCUCGCAGUCCAUGCCGGCGCGGCGGUUCCAGAAAUCGGCGCCGGUGAAUGUUCCGAUGAUGCCGCGGAAGGCGGUAGAGGCGUUCGAGGACGAGGCGGGGGAGGAGGAGGAGGUGCUGCCGCCGCAUGAGAUGGUGGCGCGUGUGUCGCUGAGGAACGAGAAGACGACGUUUUCCGUGCUGGAAGGCGUCGGAAGGACGCUCAAGGGGAGAGAUCUGCGGCAGGUGCGCAAUGCUGUGUGGCGGCAAACAGGUUUUCUCGACUAACAUUUUUCCCCAAUUCAACUUCGUUUUUUUUUUAAUUUUUAAUUUUAUUUUUGGAUUUUUUAAUCUACUAUUUAUGUAUUUUGGUACAAUUGAGUAAAUAAUUGAGGUAUCAGACUUGAUUGUUGAUGAUCAUUGGACUUUUUUUAUUGAAGUUGAUGAUCAUUGAACUUUUUUUUAUUGA